Messenger RNA from Debaryomyces fabryi, 1536 nucleotides. RefSeq names its product ubiquitin-conjugating protein. The record is from RefSeq and is a predicted model, not a curated record. The coding region runs from base 1 to 1536 and encodes 511 amino acids. The transcript has a single exon. Gene Ontology annotation, biological process: ubiquitin-dependent protein catabolic process; mitotic spindle assembly checkpoint signaling; negative regulation of septation initiation signaling. Gene Ontology annotation, cellular component: ubiquitin ligase complex; cell division site; mitotic spindle pole body. Gene Ontology annotation, molecular function: ubiquitin protein ligase activity; protein binding. NCBI's taxonomy places the organism in Eukaryota, Fungi, Ascomycota, Pichiomycetes, Serinales, Debaryomycetaceae.
AUGAUUGGUGAAAGUACAUCAGGAGACGUGAAUCCUGCUUUGACAAGAAAUAUUUCUACAAAUAAGAGUACGCCGGUAAGCUCGCCCUCAUUGAGCUUUCGAUCAUCACCACCAGAGAACAAUAUUGAGGGAUCACAGACGCAAGGGCCUAAUUUAACGAGUACCGUUUCUUACGGGGAGGCAGCACCAGGUGCAUAUCCACCUGGAGUGAGUGUGGAGCGAAAUAGCAGGACUAGUACCCCUAAUGAAAACGCGAAUGGUAUGUCGAGCGAGUCGACAGAUGGACCAGGUUCAAAUUUUACGCUGGCGAAUGGGCCGGGACAAUCUGAGAAUACGGUGCCUACAAAUGGAUCGCUGUCAAAUAUAGUGUCGAAGACUCCUUCUAACACUGCCAAUAACCCCCCGGGUCCUACAAGAAGAUCAUCGUUUGGAUUAGGGUUCUUAAGCUCUCUUACUAAUUCUAUUAGAUCACAGCAUAAUACGUCAUCUGCGUCUGAGACACCACACAACUUCAUGUCAAAUAGUCCUACUAUUGCCAACUUGAAUAAUUAUUCGAUGUCGUUAUCGGAGCCUAAUGAACCUAUAAUUAGCGAAGAUGCUAUACCUCAUUCAAAUGAAACCAACGUAUCGGAAUCAAGUAACAGUGAUUUUGACCACAAUGCUGAAUUGAACAAUUUGUCUAAUUUGAAUGAUGAAGCUAUAGACGGUGAUCGGACGCGGGUCGCAGUGAACAAUCCGUCUGAAGACCAGUUAGCAGAAGGGUCGAACAAGGUUGCUGAUAACGGAAUUGAUAAAGAUGGUUGUUUUUCUGUAAGAUUAACACCAUUAAUAGACUAUUCGUCUUCUGCAUCGGGAUUGUAUUUUUCACCUAUUAUACGGAAGGUGAAACCUAGCAAUAAUAUUUCAAUAGGCAGAUAUACAGAAAAGAAUAAGAGUGCAGCGCAUGCACCACAAGGAUCGUCCGCGCCGAUAGUUUUCAAGUCGAAGGUUGUCUCGAGAACUCAUGCAUUAUUCCAAUGUAACGAAGACGGGCAAUGGUUCUUGAAGGAUUGCAAAUCGUCCUCGGGAACAUUCCUUAAUCAUAUAAGGUUAUCACCAGCAUCACAAGCUCUGACAUUAAUGCCAUUAAUAGAUGGUGACAUAGUACAAUUAGGAAUGGAUUAUAGGGGUGGUACAGAGGAAGUUUAUAGAUGUGUUAAGAUGAGGUGUGAAUUCAAUAAAAGUUGGCAACGUAAGGUUAACCAAUUCAAUUUAGAAAUUCACCAGAAGUUGAAGAAUUUGGCCAUAGGCUCGAACGACAACGAUAUAGCCAUGAAUCCAAUAAAUAAGGCCCUUGCAAAUGAAAAUUUUUCAGAGUGUGCAAUAUGCUUACUUGAAUUAGAACCAUGUCAGGCGUUGUUCAUAAGUCCUUGUUCCCACUCGUGGCAUUAUAAAUGUAUUAGGCCAAUCAUUAUCAAGAGUUAUCCUCAAUUCUACUGCCCAAAUUGUCGGUCAAUGUGUGACUUGGAAACAGAUAUAGAAGACGAGGGUGAAUAG